Messenger RNA from Prorocentrum cordatum, 1044 nucleotides. The record is from the annotation of a GenBank genome assembly. Lineage: Eukaryota; Dinophyceae; Prorocentrales; Prorocentraceae.
AUGUACGGCUUCGUACACGCACCUCGGAAGUGGUGGUUAGAUUUCAAGGAGUCUCUCAACAAGCUCAAGCUUGAGGCCAUCCAGUGCGAGCCCCGCGUCUGGGUCAUCAGGGACGGCGACGGCAAGCUGAUCGGUACGGUCAUUCUGCACGUAGACGACAUGACGAUCGCCGGAGACCACACUAACAAGUCCAUCUUGCGGAAGCGGAAGGAGAUUCAACAAGCUUUCGAAUGGACACCCUGCGAGAGCAAGGCUUCCGUUCAAUGUGGAGUCAGCAUCCGCCAGAACAAUCAUUUCACCUGCAGCCCCGCCCAGGACACCUACAGCAUGAACGUGGAACCGAUUCCAGCCAAGCGCGGCAGGAAGCCUACUGACGGAGUUUCUGAUCGCGAACGCUCUGAUCUACGGGGACGGCUUGGUAACGUGGGCUGGAGAGCGCAGCAGUCAGCACCGUGGCUCAGCGCCGAAGUUUCACUACUACAAGCCGAGAAUCCUACCGCGACGGUCUCCACGAUUCAGAAGAUCUACAAGCUCAUCCGCGCCGCGAACGACACGGCAGUUGUUGGCUGGGGCGACGUGCAGAUGAUGACGGAGACGCUCGACGACAUCAGCUACGUGCAACUACUCAUCUACGAGCUAGAGUGCGGCCACGUGGAUUACACCAACAAGCAGGCCGUGAACGACGCCAUCUCAACCUGCCCUGGAGUCCUGGUCACAGUUGGGAAGUCUGGGUACGAAACCAUCGAGAAGAGCGAGUCUGCUGGACUGGGUGUUCGAGAUAAGAGGACCGGUAUCGAGUGCCUGGGCAUCAGGCAGCAGAAGCAGCAGACAGGGCUCCAUAUUCGCUGGGUUCACAGCGAUGCCAUGCUAGCCGACGGUCUUACGAAGGACUGCGCCGCCAAGGCCCUGCUGGAGUUCUUCAGAAGCGGACAGCGCUGGCGGCUAGUGGACGAUCCUCUCCAUCGGUUAGCACGCAAGCGCGAGUCCGAGGGCAUCGACAAGCUAGAUCACGGCACCCCGCUGGAUCCCGACACCGCCCUGUAA